Molecule: messenger RNA, 588 nt
Organism: Fraxinus pennsylvanica
Lineage: Eukaryota; Viridiplantae; Streptophyta; Magnoliopsida; Lamiales; Oleaceae
Source: the annotation of a GenBank genome assembly
AUGGGUGACAAAAGAAUGGAGGAGAGUGCAAUUGCUGGGGAGGAUGAAAUGAAUGGAAGCACUGGGUUGCGCACGGCAGAGACACUGCUCCGUCUCCUGCCUGUGGCCCUGUGCGUGGUGGCUCUAGUGGUGAUGCUCAAGGAUUCUCAGAAUAAUGACUUUGGUUCUCUGUCAUACUCCGACCUUGGAGCUUUCAGAUAUUUAGUGCACGCGAGUGGCAUUUGUGCUGGUUAUUCCCUUCUGUCGGCUAUCAUAGUGGCCGUACCUCGUCCGUCGACCAUGUCUCGAGCAUGGACAUUCUUUCUCCUCGACCAGCUCCUGACGUACUUUAUACUGGCUGCUGGUGCUAUAUCAACUGAGGUGGUAUAUUUGGCAUAUAAAGGGGAUGUCUCUAUUACAUGGAGCCAAACAUGUGGAUCAUUUGGUGGUUUCUGCCGGAAGGCCACUGCAUCCAUUGCAAUUACAUUUAUAGUCACACUUUGCUAUGCAGUGCUUUCAAUCAUAUCUUCCUACAGGCUAUUCAGCAAAUAUGAUGCACCAGUUGCCUGCAAUAACAAAGGAAUCGAGAUUCCCGUCUUCCACACCUGA